This is a messenger RNA of Scleropages formosus (Asian bonytongue), 670 nucleotides long. It is a transcript of the gene smim19, whose product is annotated as small integral membrane protein 19. The transcript has 3 exons. The coding region runs from base 96 to 410 and encodes 104 amino acids. NCBI's taxonomy places the organism in Eukaryota, Metazoa, Chordata, Actinopteri, Osteoglossiformes, Osteoglossidae. The record is from RefSeq and is a predicted model, not a curated record.
UCAACUUUCGUUGACUUGGAGGAGACGGAAGUGAAUCUACUUUUGUUUGUUUGCGGAGGAUCUCCGUCAAGCAACCAGGCCGUGGAAUAAUCGCAAUGGGCGGCUACGGCGUGAUGGCUGAUGAGGAGACCAUUGAUUAUUCGGUGCACGAGGCGUGGAACGAGGCCACCAACGUGUAUCUGCUCGUUAUCCUGGUCAGCUUCGGUCUGCUUAUGUACGCCAGAAAGAACAAGAGGAAGAUCAUGCGCAUUUUCGCGCUGCCUCCGGCAGUGGGAUCCGCGCCUGAGCCCAACUUCUACGACAGCCUGCAGAAAGUGCGGCUCCGGCAGCAGCUCGAGAUGUACUCCAUCGCCAGGAAAUUUGAGCAGCAGCAGAGCACAAGUGACAAUGUCCAGGUCUCCAUGGAGUGAAGAGUUGAGGACAUGGCUUGGGAAAUGAGGAACAACACUUUGGUUGUCUUUGUAAUUUAUCGUACAUUUCUGUACAGUAGCAGGUACUGAAUGGCUCGGGUUAAGGACAUAUACACUUGUAACCUGGUUGCUGGUUCAUUCCCCACGUUCUGCUACUAUUGCAGCACCUGUGAUCGAUACGUCUAAGUAUACACUCAUUGGCCACUUUAUUAGGUACACCUGUUCAACUGCUCAUUAACAUCUAAUCAGCCAAUCACAUG